This is a messenger RNA of Kwoniella botswanensis, 1485 nucleotides long. RefSeq lists its product as uncharacterized. Gene Ontology annotation, molecular function: (S)-2-hydroxyglutarate dehydrogenase activity. The coding region runs from base 1 to 1485 and encodes 494 amino acids. The transcript is spliced from 6 exons. The record is from RefSeq and is a predicted model, not a curated record. Lineage: Eukaryota; Fungi; Basidiomycota; Tremellomycetes; Tremellales; Cryptococcaceae.
AUGUCCCGAACAAUAUCCAGAGCCAAAUAUCUCCGUCAGUUGUACCCUUACAAACCACCUUCGACAUCUAUCGAUCAUUUGGUGAUCGGCGGAGGAGCAGUGGGUUUAAGUGUAGCUGCAGGAUUGGUCAAUACUUCGGGGAGGGAUAAAAUUACGUUUUUGGUAGAGAGGAGAGGUCAAGUGAGUUUCACAUCCGUUCUCAAUCCGGCGUACCUUAAGGUUGGGGGCAGUUUAACUGAUAGCAUAGAAAAGCUAGGACAGGAAACUACAGCGAGGAACUCCGAGGUGAUUCAUUCCGGUAUAUAUUAUCCAUUAGGCAGUUUGAAAUCGAGAUUAUGUAUAAGAGGACGAGACAUGUUAUACGACCGAUGUAAAUCUUUAGGAAUAGGAUAUAAAAAUACAGGAAAGAUCGUAGUAGCCACCUCUUCUUCUCAGAUACCAUACCUUGAAAAGCUUCAGAAACACUCUCAGCACCCUUCCUUCCUUUCAAACCCUGAUGAUACCUCCUCUUCAAGUAUUCGUACGAAAUUCCUCUCAGGGGAAGAAGCGAGGGAAUUAGAACCUGAUUUAUCUACCUCGGUAUGUGGGGGAUUACUUAUACCUUCAACUGGGAUAGUAGACUCUCAAGGCUUGGUAGACUCCUUGGAAAGGGAGAUUGAAGAUGCAGAUUAUAACUCACCUUCUUCAUCAUCUACCAGUGGGGAAGACCGAGGAGAAGGAGUGAUAGUUUUGGGCACAAGAGUGGUACGAAUAGAUAAAGAAGAAAAGGGAAAUGGAUGGGUGGUGCAGCUAGAAACUAACUGGGAAGGUUUAGGGGAAGGUGGAAAAGGUGAUGUAGAAAGUGUCAGAACGGAUGUGUUGGUGAAUGCUGCUGGUCUAGGAGCGGUCAGCUUGACAGAUGGGGUUGUGGGUGAUGGACGGAUGAAGAUGUAUGCUAUCAAAGGCAACUACAUGUCGUAUAAGGGACCGGGCGUAGGCAAAGUAUCAAGAUUGAUAUACCCUUGUCCAAGUGCGAAUAUCGAUCAUCUCGGAACACAUCUGACAUUAGACCUUGAAGGGCAUAUCAAAUUCGGUCCAGAUGUUCAAAUCAUAGGAACAUGGGAAGAUUAUAUCUCCAAUCCGGAGUUUUGGGAAAAACACCUAUCCCCCUCGGAUUCGCCUGAAUUGAAAUCACAAUUCGCUCAGAGCGUAUUAGAUUAUCUACCGAAUAUCAAUCCUGAUAAUCUAUCGCCCGAUUAUUCAGGUAUAAGAUCUAAUAUCUCACCUCCCAAUGCUGGCUUUUCAGAUUUCUUGAUUAGGCAUGAUGAGUCGAGGAAAGGGUUUGUGGAAUUGUUGGGGUUCAACAGUCCUGGAUUGACUAGUAGUUUGGCUGUGGGCGAGUACGUGAGUGAGAUGAUAAACAAGGAUAUACAUGGUAGACAUAGUAACGUUGGGGAGGGGAGGGAGAAGAGGUUGAAUGAGCUGGCAAAAGGAUGGGAAGCAUAG